Talaromyces stipitatus ATCC 10500 is the source of this 318-nucleotide messenger RNA. RefSeq names its product protein transport protein yos1, putative. Gene Ontology annotation, cellular component: Golgi membrane; COPII-coated ER to Golgi transport vesicle; endoplasmic reticulum membrane. The coding region runs from base 58 to 318 and encodes 86 amino acids. NCBI's taxonomy places the organism in Eukaryota, Fungi, Ascomycota, Eurotiomycetes, Eurotiales, Trichocomaceae. Gene Ontology annotation, biological process: endoplasmic reticulum to Golgi vesicle-mediated transport. The record is from RefSeq and is a predicted model, not a curated record. The transcript is spliced from 4 exons.
ACCAUAUCGGAAACUUGUCCCCGCUGUGUCAGCAAAGUUAAUAACAUCUUUUUCAAAAUGCUUUUCUUUGGUUUUGGCAGGUUAAUAUACGUCACGGUACUCCUUAUAAAUGCAGUAGCAGUUCUCUCGGAAGACCGAUUCCUCGCACGAAUUGGCUGGGGUCAGGCACAACCCGAACCAGGUUUCGGAUCGAGUUAUGAUAAUUCAAGCAUAAAAGCAAGGACGGUCAAUUUAAUCACCAGCGUAAGAACUGUUAUGCGAAUACCAUUGAUUGUGAUAAAUACGGUUAUUAUUGUCUAUGAGUUGAUACUGGGAUGA